AUGUCUAGCCCUCAAUCUAAUAAUACCAGAUCAGAGCUCCUGGCCACAACGAUCUUAGUGGAGGGAUGUUUCCCCACGCUAAUUGCUACCGGCGCAAGCGAUGACGGUCACCAUAAACACGUAUCCUACCCUGUCAUCGAUGCGCGCGCGUUUGUCAAAAGCUUCCAGAGUGAUGGUCAUGGGAGAGAAGUGUCAGUGCCUGUGCCAAUCGAAGUUGAAGAGGCGGCGAAGGAAUACAUGGACAUGGUCGGUCGCGUGUGCGAGCGACUGCAAAGUGAACCCCCACUGCCCCAAUGGGAUGGGACCAUCACAGCAUUUCGACAGUACACUAAUCGAGCUCACACACGCCGACAAAACCAGCUCUCGGAGGUCGUGCCCCACGUUUACGCCUCUAGAGACACAUGGCCAUUCACUUGUCGCGUUCACGCGAAUGUCCAAGAGCUUCUAGAGGAUGGCGGGCAGCUGUUGGGUCCGGAAGACCAGCCUAUGGAGCCAUCCCACUACGCAGAUAGGUUAACCCGCACGGUGAAAAGUGCAAAGAACCUCGAUCUACUCAGUCAUGUAUCACCAGGAACUAUCAAGAUAGUUUUUACUACUCAUCUCACUGAACCCUUGAGACUGGUGAAAAAAGACGCCGACUCAUCCAACAACGAGGGGGAAGACAUAAGACCGCUGCAUGACUGGGGGUUGCUUUAUCCUCAGGAAAGUGUCGAGUGUCAAGUCACAGAUGAUUCUCCCGAAUGGAUCAAGAGAAACAGGGCAGCCCAAGAAGCCUACCGGCAAUCCAUCAUCGAGGCGAUUGGUGAUUCAACUGACCCGGGGACUUCAGUAGAACUGACUGUAGAGACAACUGCUGACGACUUUGUUCAAGACACAAAGCGUUACGAGCAGCUUCUUUUCAGAGAGGCAGCAUAUAUUACCGCCAAUCAGGUGUCUUUUAGAGAAGGUGAGACGCAUAGGGUGGGAGCACCUUCGAUCGAUACGGACGACUUAGAGAUGGAAGAUGAUGAGGGGGAGCUUGUAGAUGGCCAUUUGGUCAAAGCUGUCUGGCUUGACCCUUCCAUGUUUGCUGUUCUAACCGGACAGCAGCCGAAAGGACGAGAAUUCUACUCCAAGAAGUUUUCCGAGUACAAGACUUCUAUUGAAGAAGGUCUUGCCACGAUGCGGAGAGAGGUUGAACAAGGGAGGAGCGAGGUAGACGACUUUGUCCCAUCUGGAGCGAGAGAAUGGGGGACCUGGACCCAGCUAUCGGAUGUGUAG
This is a messenger RNA of Cryptococcus wingfieldii CBS 7118, 1260 nucleotides long. RefSeq lists its product as hypothetical. The transcript has a single exon. Bases 1 to 1260 code for a protein of 419 amino acids. The record is from RefSeq and is a predicted model, not a curated record. NCBI's taxonomy places the organism in Eukaryota, Fungi, Basidiomycota, Tremellomycetes, Tremellales, Cryptococcaceae.